AUGACAGAGAAGGAGUUGUGUUUUAGUCGGGAUCUCAGGGAAUUCUUGCGAAUCACCCUUCAGGCUGGUCGUCAUCGAGAGCAAGCGCUGGAUAUUGACCCUUUUGGGAAAGAUCAUAUCUCCGCAUUCCACGAAAAUGUAGCCCAUAAUCCCCAACACUCGUCGUUAAUAAUGCAAGACAGCCCAAGGGUUGAUUAUCAUGUCUGGUGGCUUGGCCAUCGGUAUCCAACCCCUGUGCACCCCUUGCCUCCUGCCCCUGCUCUAGUCGAACUAUUGAGAAGGACAUGUGAUCCUUGUGUACCGAGUGACGGCGAAGCAUCAAGUGUGAUGGCCUCCGCGCUGCUUGAGCUCUCUCUGAUUCGUUUUGAUCCUUGUCUAGCCGGGAAUAACGAUUCAGGGCAGCGUCGAGCAGCCGCGCAAGAACGAGCACAAGCCGACACUGUUGAUGAUGCUGCUACUCAAACUGGUCGUGCUGCUGCGAAUCCCAGAAGCUAUAAAAGCAGCUUCAUCUCCACGACCUCUCCUCCCUUCUACCAGAGGCCUCUUCGUCUCCUCUUUCAUCCCUCUCCUUCGUCUCCUUCCAACAAGUCCAGCAGUCGCACCACCACUCUCCUUCCAAACCACCGCACCACAUCGUUGUCAUCGCUAUUGUCAUCACUGUGGUCUACGAUGCGUACCAAUUUCCUGUCCACGCUAGUCUCGCUAGCAAUCACCUGUGUGGUGUUCUUGCAGCACAACGCCCAUGCCACCCCGGCUGGGUCCACUCCUUGGGAUAACACUCUCGACAAGCGUCUUAGCUAUACCUCCGUCGCUGACUUUGCAACAUUCGAGUACCCCAUUGCUUUGUCUGGUCUGUUGGCCAACAUUGGGCCUUCUGGUAGCAAGUCUCAGGGUGCAAAGUCGGCCAACCCCGAUUAUUUAUACAUGUGGAUCCGAGACAGCUCUCUAGUCGCCAAGUACAUCAUCGAUCGUUAUAUUGCCGGGAGUGACAAUUCUCUCCUUACCACGAUUAACAACUGGGUCGCUAGUAUGGGCCGUGUUCAGCAAGUUUCCAAUCCUUCCGGAACCGUGUCUUCUGGUGGUCUCGGCGAACCCAAAUUCCUUAUCUCCGAAGCUGCUUUCACCGGUGGUUGGGGUCGCCCUCAGCGUGAUGGACCUGCUCUGCGUGCCACUUCGAUGAUCGCUUUCGCCAACCAUCUCAUCUCCCAGUCAAACACGACCUACGUUAGGAACACCCUCUGGCCAUUCAUUCUCCUUGACCUCAACUACGUCUCGAGCAACUGGAACAGCACUGGUUUCGAUCUCUGGGAAGAAGUUAAUGGUGCCUCUUUCUUCACGACUGCCGUACAACACCGUGCUCUCCGUGAGGGAAUUGCUCUCGCUACCACUCUCGGCGACCCAUCCAGCACCGUCUCGACCUGGACCACCCAGGCGAGCAAUAUCUUCUGCUUCCUUCAAAGCUACUGGUCUUCUUCCUCUGGAUUUAUCGUCGCCAACGUCAACCCCGGUAAUGGUGCUAUCCGCAGCGGCAAGGAUUGCAACACUGUCCUCACCUCGAUCCACACUUUCGAUCCUGCUGCUGGCUGUGACUCCAAGACCUUCCAACCUUGCUCUGACAAGUCUCUCGCCAACUUGAAGGUUUAUGUCGAUUCUUUCCGCUCCAUCUACUCCAUCAACAGCGGUAUCGCUAGCAACGCUGGUAUUGCUACUGGUCGUUACCCCGAAGACUCUUACUACGGUGGAAACCCAUGGUACCUCACCACCUUUGCCGUCUCUGAACAACUCUACCGCGCUCUCCAAGUCUGGGAUACUCUCGGCCAAGGCAUCAAUGUGACCUCCAUCUCUCUUCCCUUCUUCCAGCAAUUCGACUCGACCAUCACCACCGGUACCAUUGCUGCUGGCUCCGCCAAGUACACCAGCAUCACAUCCUCCAUCCUCACGUACGCUGACCAAUUCGCUCUCGUCGCUGCCCAAUACACCCCUUCCACUGGUGCCCUCUCUGAGCAGUACAUCAAGUCGUCCGGUGUCCCGACCUCGGCUGCCGAUUUGACUUGGAGCUAUGCUGCCGCUCUCACCAUGUUUGAUGCCCGCGCCCGUACCACUGUCAAGAGCUGGGGUGCUGCCUCUUUGUCUCUUCCCAGCACUUGCAGCACCGGUGGAGGUGGAAGUGGCGCCACAGUCACUUUCAAGGUUACCGCGACCACCGUUUGGGGAGAGAACAUCUACUUGACCGGUAGCAUCGACGCCCUCAAGAACUGGUCUACCAGCAGCCCUCUUGGCCCUCUCGACAACACUGGCACCUACCCCGUCUGGUCCAUCUCUGUGAGCGUGCCCGCCAACACCUCCUUCGAGUACAAGUUCAUCCGCAUCUACAACGGUGCCGUUACCUGGGAGAGCGGAUCCAACCGCUCUGGCACCUCUGGUGCUGCUGGCUCUACCACCACCUUGACCAGCACCUGGAAGUAA
Molecule: messenger RNA, 2466 nt
Organism: Acaulospora colombiana
Lineage: Eukaryota; Fungi; Glomeromycota; Glomeromycetes; Diversisporales; Acaulosporaceae
Source: the annotation of a GenBank genome assembly